This is a messenger RNA of Raphanus sativus (radish), 1485 nucleotides long. RefSeq lists its product as uncharacterized. The record is from RefSeq and is a predicted model, not a curated record. NCBI's taxonomy places the organism in Eukaryota, Viridiplantae, Streptophyta, Magnoliopsida, Brassicales, Brassicaceae. The transcript is spliced from 14 exons. Bases 107 to 1363 code for a protein of 418 amino acids.
GCAGCACUUAAGCAGGUAGCAAAUUGUUCGGCAGUCGGCACUUAACAUCUAACAUAAUAAAAACAGAACAUCCAAAUCUGUUUCCUCGGAACGAUCACCGGACUACAUGGAAACGUUGACUAACGAUACCAUUGAGCUCAGAUCGGAGUUUCUCCACGUUCUUCCAUGUCAACGAUUAUCCAAAGUUCUUGUAAAGAACUCUAUAUUGUUUCUUAUUGUUUCCAAUCUCCUAAUCACCGGAGCUAUGGAAACGCACGAAGCCGUUGACUUUCGAUCUGAGUUUCUCCGUGUUCUUCUUAGUCGACGAUUAGGCCAAGUUCCAUUGCUAGCUGAGUGUUCGAAGCCAGUUGAAGAUCCUGUAUUUCAAAGUGCAGUUCCAUCUACAGCAGCACUAGAGUCUUGUCCAAAGGAACAUAUUGAUAACUUGAAAGAUAUGCUUAAAGAGGAAAACAUUCAUUUGCACACUGAGGCUGGAGAGCAAGGAAGAUUGCCUUUGCUUAUUUUAAGCCUAAAGGAGAAGAAGAGUGAAGACAGAAGACCAGCUGUUGUGUUUAUGCAUGGCACAAACGCAAACAAAGAAUGGCUAAGGCCAUGGCUUGAAGCAUUUGCUUCAAGAGGAUAUGUAGCCAUUGGUUUAGACUCUCGCUACCAUGGGGAACGAGCUAACAGCAAAACCGCAUAUGGAGAUGCUCUUAUAUCAUCUUGGAAAAAUGGAAACACAAUGCCUUUUAUCUUUGAUACUGUCUGGGAUUUGAUCAAACUAGCUGAAUAUCUUACUCAGAGGGAAGAUAUAGACCCACAAAGGAUAGGAAUCACCGGUAUUUCGUUAGGAGGGAUGCAUGCUUGGUUUGCUGCUGCUGUUGACACCCGCUAUUCAGUAGCUGCUCCUUUGAUCGGUGUUCAGGGAUUCAGAUGGGCAAUAGACAAUGAUGCCUGGCAAGCAAGAGUAGACAGUAUAAAACCUUUAUUUGAAGAAGCAAGGAUUGAUAUGGGAAAGAGUGAAAUCGACAAAGAAGUGGUCGAGAAGGUGUGGGACAGAAUAGCUCCUGGCCUAGCCACUCAGUUUGAUGCACCCUACUCGGUACCAGUGAUUGCUCCACGCCCUCUUUACCUCCUUAACGGCGCUGAGGAUCCUCGCUGUCCUCUUGGUGGACUAGUUGUUCCGGUGAAGAGAGCUAAGAAGGCGUAUAAGAAAACUGCAUCUCCUGGAAACUUCAAGUUCGUAGCAGAAGAUGGAGUUGGACACACAGUGACGAGUUUCAUGAUCAAAGAGUCAUCAGACUGGUUUGACAAGUUCCUUAAACAAGGAAACAUGACUUCUUAUCAAAAUUGGGGCACAAGACCACAUGUUACAGCAAAAUAAAGUUGUAAGCUAGUAAAUGCAUGUUCAUCUCAAAACAUUGGUUCCAAGUAUAUGUAUGGUUUUUUUUUUUUUUUUUGAACACCUAGUAUAUGUAUGGUUAAAUAAAGGAAAUCUAACCGAAA